This is a messenger RNA of Jaculus jaculus (lesser Egyptian jerboa), 2407 nucleotides long. RefSeq names its product sperm motility kinase 4A-like. Bases 71 to 1564 code for a protein of 497 amino acids. Gene Ontology annotation, cellular component: cytoplasm. The record is from RefSeq and is a predicted model, not a curated record. Gene Ontology annotation, biological process: microtubule cytoskeleton organization; protein phosphorylation; intracellular signal transduction. Gene Ontology annotation, molecular function: protein serine/threonine kinase activity; tau-protein kinase activity; ATP binding. NCBI's taxonomy places the organism in Eukaryota, Metazoa, Chordata, Mammalia, Rodentia, Dipodidae. The transcript is spliced from 2 exons.
UUGUGCAUCUGGUUAAUGUGAGUCCUGGGGAAUCAAACCUGGGUCCUUUGGCUUUUCAGCACUGCUACCUAUGAUGGCAGGUCACGUAGACAAGGAAACAGUGGGACCCAUAGUUAUGCCCUGCUUCUCCAGUGAGGAGUCCUUCACAUCUCAGUACACAGUCCUGAAGAACAUAGGUCAGGGCAGCUAUGCCCCAGUAAAGCUGGCCCACCAUCAUCUUACUGGCACCCCAGUGGCCGUGAAAGUCCUGCUGAAGGAGCAAGAGACUUCCCUUCCACUUGGCUCUGAGGUGGAAAUAAUGAGAAUGAUCGACCACCCAAACGUCAUCGCCCUCAUCCAGGUCAUCGAAACCCAACACAGGAUUUACUUGAUCAUGGAACUGGCCGAUGGAGAGACCCUCCUGCAGAGCGUCAAUGAGUUUGGCUACUUGGUGGAAGAAGCAGCCAGGAAACUAUUCCAACAAAUCCUGAAGGCCGUGUGCUAUUGCCAUGCCCGGGGCAUUGCCCACAGAGACUUAAAACCAGAUAACAUCAUGACUGACUUCAUGGGCAGGAUAAAACUCAUAGACUUCGGCAUGGCUGCCACGUUCCAGCCAGGGCAGAAGCUUGAUGGGAUCUGCGGCACUUAUGAGUUCAGUGCCCCCGAGCUGUUCAUCCACCAGUCCUGUGAUGCCUCCAAAGCCGAUAUGUGGAGCCUGGGGGUAACCCUGUACUUUAUUGUAACAGGGACCCUCCCAUUUAAAGCAGCCAGACCACAGGAGCUUAUGAAGCAGAUCAUGAAAGGAAAAUAUGACAUUCCUCAUCACUUGUCCAGAGAGCUACGGGAUAUCAUCAAAUGCCUGCUGACUGCCAACCCCAAGAAGAGGCCCACAGUGAAGGAAAUAAUGAGUCACCCAUGGCUUCACCAAGGCUACACAUCAGGUCGUGAUAACACCAUCCCCAGCUGCCCUGAUCGUAACAUCAUAACAGCCAUGGCCAGUAUUGGGUUUGACCCUCAAGAUAUCCUAGACUCCCUGCUACAGAGAACAUGUAGUGAAACUAUGGCUACAUAUUGCAUGUUCCAACUCCAGGCAAGCCACUUCGAAGACCUCAUAAUCCCAACUAACCCUCUGCAUUCAGGGGUGAUACUAUGCCCCUCCCCUACAGAUCCUGCCACCUUGCCCUUGGCACUGAAGAGGACUGUCAGUAUGCCUGAACUUCAGAGCUCAUCUUCAAAGGAUCGGUUGCCCAAGGACAGCCAGAAGGCAGUGGGGAGGGAUGGCAGAAGAGUCACCACAUCUGCCAUUCUCCUCUCUAGUGGGCAAAGGGUCACCACUCUUGACAAAGCCAUCCAGAGACCCACGAUUGCUCCCUGGACCUUCACACCAUACAGCAGUGGGGGUGACCCAGAGAAAACCAUGCUGCACCAGAGCACAACAAAGGAGGGCCAUGUCCACACAGAACCAGCCCCACAGUGGACCCUCUCCUUCUCCUGGGGCACGUCCAGAUACUGGAUGGUAUGGUCACGAAGGAUGUGGAAGAACAUCUUGAAACUGUGUUGCGUGUAUUGUAAAAACAUCCAUUAGAUGACACACCACCCGUUUCGGAAUAGAACCAUCCCACUGCAACAAGGGAGCACCAUUAGAUGGGCCAUCCAGGGUUUUCAACCUGGGGUUUUAUCUAUGCUUUUACUAAUGUCCUACUCCAUAUCACAGGUCAGAAUUAUGUGCAUUUAUGAGCAACGAUGGGACAUGUGGUUGUAACUAGACAGUUUAGGAAGGCUAAAUCAAGCCUAGCAACAUAACUUGCUCCUCAGAAUAUCUCACUGCCUCCUGCAUAUAGGAAUCCUAAAUGGUUGAAUGAGAAGUGAAUAGCUGAGGGGAGGAGAGAGUGGUUGUGAGGAGGACAUAGAGAGGAGGAGAGAGCGGUUGUGAGGAGGAAGUGAGAAGACAUAGAGGAGAGGAGAGAGCGGUUGUGAGGAGGAAGCGGGAAGACAUAGAGGAGGAGAGAGUGGUUGUGAGGAGGAAGGGAGAAACAUAGAGGGGAGAAGAGUGGUUGUGAGGAGGAAGCGAGAAGACAUAGAGGGGAGUGUUUGUGAGGAGGAAGGGAGAAACAUAGAGGGAAGGUGAGGGAGCAGGGAGACAAUUUCAGACAGGAAGACAAAGCUUGGAGAGCUAAUGAACAACAACGCAACCAAUCGGCAAUGAUGCCUUGUUUGGUUUUGUGAUUGUGUCCCUUUCAUAGGCCGCCAUGCACUUUAAGUGUCCACCCAGAGGAUGAGGAGCCCCAAAGGCCAUUCUGAUGAGCUGACACCUUACUCAACAGAUGCUCUUCUGCUCACCCCCACCCGGGGUACAUUUGUCCAGGUCAUGGAGACAGGCAUGGCCUUUCUAAAUGUGUCAUAAUAAAGUUGACGUGUGGGAAAGAUG